GCUGGGAAGGCUCACAGACUCAGCGGGGAAGAACGAGACCAACUCUUACCUAACCUCAGGGCAGUUGGAUGGAAUGAGCUGGAUGGCCGAGAUGCUAUUUACAAAGAAUUCCAUUUCAAGGAUUUUAAUCGGGCCUUUGGAUUUAUGACCCGGGUAGCAUUACAGGCUGAAAAAUUAGAUCACCAUCCGGAAUGGUUUAAUGUCUAUAACAAGGUUCACAUCACCUUGAGCACUCAUGAGUGUGGUGGUUUAUCAGAAAGAGACAUCAAUCUGGCCAGCUUUAUUGAACAGGUUGCUAACACCCUGUCCUAA
This is a messenger RNA of Staurois parvus, 312 nucleotides long. The record is from the annotation of a GenBank genome assembly. NCBI's taxonomy places the organism in Eukaryota, Metazoa, Chordata, Amphibia, Anura, Ranidae.